Molecule: messenger RNA, 457 nt
Organism: Candidula unifasciata
Lineage: Eukaryota; Metazoa; Mollusca; Gastropoda; Stylommatophora; Geomitridae
Source: the annotation of a GenBank genome assembly
AUGAGGAAAACAUCGACUGUGCGAGCCAGAAGGCGGGACAGGAAAGUCAUGCCGCCUACAUUGAGGUACAGAUCCGUUAGCAACAGCGCCACUCGCAGCCGGAAGGGUGCUCGUUUGCGCAUGCGGCCUUGGUUGGAGCUGCUUCUGGAUACGCAGAAGUGCAGCAUCCUCCGCUGGGAGGACAGAGAUUCAAAGAAGUUCAGCAUCGCUUGGCGACAUGCAUCCAGCCAUGGCUUCGAUCCUUCGAGGCACUCAGAUUUGUUUUAUAUGUGGGCGGAACAUACAGGUAAACUGAAAAGAAUUACCAAGGAAAAUCAUUCCAGUAACAAGAGCACGUUCCGCUGUGCUCUGAACAGCUUGAAGGACUGUAUCGAGCUAACCAAAACAGGCGACAAGCGGGGCGAGGGAGCCAAGAGGACAUACCAGUUUAUAGAGCCCGGUCACCAGUUGUAUGAUA